AUGACCGGGCGUGGUCCACCACCACCACCUCCGCCGCCCGGUCCACCGCCGCCUGCACCACCGCACCUCGCACAACGUCCUCCUCCUCCUCCACCAACACCCAAGGAUGCACCCAGCACAUGCCCAAGCGAGCCUCGCAAUGGGAACUUUCAGUCGAUACAAGCCGACACAAUUCCAACGAAUGGCGUUCAAAGUUUAGUUCCAGACAAAGCAGCUCCUGGCACCGCAACAGAUGAUAAACGAGCCUUCGCUCUAGAACGCACUUCUCUCUUACAACAGCUCGAGAUCGAUCGAAUCCUCAGUGCAUUCCGUCUCAAUCCAUACGAUGUCCUCGAAGUACCACUGGAAGCAGACGACAAGGAGAUCAACAAGAUCUAUCGCAAAAAGUCGCUUCUUAUCCACCCGGAUAAGGUCAAGCAUGAAAGGGCAGUAGAAGCCUUCGAUCUGCUCAAGAAAGCCUCUUCUCACCUUUUGGACGAGGAAAAACGCAAAACACUCGACGAAACCGUCAUGGACGCCCGCCUCAUGGUCCUCAAAGAGCUUAACCUUGCUUUUGCUACAGCAUACGACGAUCCAAGGCUAGCGAACUUGAGCCCGAGCUGGGAAGAAAGAGUGAGAGCAGCGACUAAGGAGUUGAUGGUGGAUGACGAGUUGAGAAGAAGAAAGGCGAUUCGAAUUCAACAUCAACAGGAAGGUGAGGCUCAUAGGAAAAGGGAACAAGCUGUGGAGGAGAGGAAGAGGAAGGCGGAGCAGGAGGCGGCUUGGGAACAGACCAGAGAUCAUAGAGUGGCCGAUUGGAGAGCGUUUCAGAAGGGAGGGAAGAAGAAGAAGAAGAAGAGUGAUAAUAUUCUUGGUUGA
This is a messenger RNA of Ustilago hordei, 858 nucleotides long. RefSeq lists its product as uncharacterized. The transcript has 2 exons. Bases 1 to 858 code for a protein of 285 amino acids. The record is from RefSeq and is a predicted model, not a curated record. NCBI's taxonomy places the organism in Eukaryota, Fungi, Basidiomycota, Ustilaginomycetes, Ustilaginales, Ustilaginaceae.